CACUAGCGGCUAGCAGUGGGAGUACUGCCAGUAACGCGAUAGAGCACGUCGGAUGCAUGCACUUAUUCUGCCGGCUCGUUCUAGGUUGCACUUGCACUAUGAUCGGUAUCGGCAGAGUUCCAGAAUGCCGGGUCGAGGCCGCAGUACUUGAUAUAAGCACGAAAAUAGUACAUGUACAUUGCACGCGAGAUGCAUGGGACUUGCUGACGAUAGCUGAGGUUGGUGGAACGAUGCGAGCAUUGAGUCAGUGCUGGGCAGCGGCAAUCCUAAAGGAACACAUGAAUGCCACCUGGCAGGUACGAGUAGGGAUGGCGGUCACAAUAUCGUCUCCGAUAUAUACCUAGGUAUGCUACCUACCUUGGUAGGCAGCAGGGGG
This is a messenger RNA of Trichoderma asperellum CBS 433.97, 376 nucleotides long. The record is from RefSeq and is a predicted model, not a curated record. NCBI's taxonomy places the organism in Eukaryota, Fungi, Ascomycota, Sordariomycetes, Hypocreales, Hypocreaceae.